Molecule: messenger RNA, 894 nt
Organism: Daldinia vernicosa
Lineage: Eukaryota; Fungi; Ascomycota; Sordariomycetes; Xylariales; Hypoxylaceae
Exons: 2
Coding region: 1-894 (297 amino acids)
Source: RefSeq, a predicted model, not a curated record
AUGGCUGAGAAGAACAGCCUCGACUAUUAUGACAGGCUAUUUGAAGAGGAAUAUAAUUCCGAGGAAAGUAUCUGGGAGACAGAAGCGGACGAUGGAUCAACCUUGAAAUACGAGUUCGAUGAUUAUGAGUCCGAAGGACUGAUACUUCGCAAUCGGUACGAAACCAUGGCGUAUGCGACAAAUUUAACUCCAUACUUCGAACACGGAAGCAAGGAGUUAUCCGAGUUAUCCGAGUUAUCCAACAGAGACAAUUUCAAAGCCCUCCUGCCGGAUGCGGUCAUGACAGAAUUGCAGAAUUGGCUCGGCGAAGUAGAAUCACGCAUGAUCUGGAUCCAAGGCCUACCAACCCACUCGUACGGCUCCGACCUCUCGCUAGCAGCACUGCAUAUCGUCUCGUUGCUUGAAGACGAGGAUAUCCCUUGCAUAUCCUUCUUCGUUAAGCCAAGAGACCACUUCGCACCAUCAGUCCCGCAACACCAAGCCGCCUUAAUAGCCCUCCUGUACUCCAUCGUUGCGCAACUUGUUUAUCUCCUACCGGUCGAGUUCGAGGACGUAGACGAGCUCGACGAAGCGAAAUUCCAGAAGCUGGAUGGAAGCUUCGGAAGCGUGCCGCUCGCUCUGCAGAUGAUACAGGCUUUGCUGAGACACGCGCCGCCGGCUUUAGUCUGGGUCUUGGACGGAUUCCAUCUAGCAGAAAAUCAAGAUACGAUUCCCCAUCUGGAGGCGCUGGUUGAUAUUCUUCUCGCCCAGGAGUCAGUGCGGAUUUCUCAGGUUUGUUUCACUACCGAUAGUAUCAGCGCCGUUUUGAACAGUAAAAUGAAGCAAGUAUGUGCGUCGGAAACGGGUGGUUCUGAUAUCAACGGAUUGAGCAUUCCUUCAAGUAGGUUCUAUUAG